AUGGCUCGUUAUAAUCCCUUUUCCUUCACCCCUGGACCAGUCGUCUUCUUCACUACCGUCAUAUACGUCGGUCUCUUUGCUGCCCUGCUCGUUACCCACCUCACCGUACCGGAUUAUCCGUCGGACCCUCCGGCAGGCAUCAAUCUCACAGAGGCUUGGGCUGACCUCGAGCACAUCACCAGACGUUUCCACCCGUACAACAGUCAUGCUAACGAUCAUGUACGCGGAUAUCUGCUAUCGCGCAUCCAAGGCGUCAUCGCCACCAAGGCUUUGGAUGCCAGUCAAGUUGAGGUAAUCGAUGAUUUGACCUCCAACGCGACCUUCUCGUCUGGUGCGACUUCCGUCUAUUUCGAGGGCACUAAUAUCAUUGUCGUUAUCCGCGGCUCCGAGGAUGACGAGCCUUUCAACUCCACUGAUCGUAAACCAAACAAUGGCGGAGUCUUGGUCAAUGCUCACUAUGACUCGGUGAGCAGUGGCUAUGGGGCGACUGAUGACGGUGUGGGCGUUGUGACAGUACUGCAGCUGUUGUCCUACUUCACCGAGUCCCAUAACUGGCCCAAGCGAACCAUCAUCCUCUUGCUCAACAAUGGUGAAGAGGACUUUCUCAAUGGCGCCAAAGCAUUUAUGCGAAACCCGAUAUCCCAGGUUCCCCACACAUUUGUCAACCUCGAGGGUGCAGGUGCCGGCGGCAGAGCUACCCUGUUCCGAAGCACCGACACCGAAGUGACGCGUUUCUACAGCAAAUCCAAAUAUCCAUUUGGAACCGUCGUGAGCGGUGAUGGAUUCAAAAAGGGGCUGAUUCGCAGUGAGACUGAUUACCGCGUCUUCCAUGGCGAACUUGGUCUACGGGGCUUGGACAUUGCCUUCAUGGAACCUAGAGCGCGUUAUCACACAGUCGAAGAUUCCACACGUGAGACAUCCAUGAACUCGCUCUGGCACAUGCUCUCUGCGGCCCUGGCCUCGACAUCUGGACUAGCAGCUGUCACUGGCGAAGAGUUCAGCGGCUCCGAAAGCCUCGACAACGGCAGAGUCAACGCAGGCAGGGGCAGUGAUGGUGUGUGGUUUGAUCUUUUUGGCAGAGUUUUUGUUGUCUUCCAGUUGCACACGUUGUUUGCUCUAUGCGUUACUUUGCUAGUUGUGGCACCCAUCGCUCUCAUCGGCUUAACAUUCGGGCUGUCAAAAGCCGACAAGAACUACCUCCUUGCUCGUAAAGCCUUCGUCUACUCCUCAGAUGAUGACAAUCCAGUGCAACUAUACGGUUGGCGUGGCUUCUUUCGAUUCCCCAUCGUCUUUGUCAGUGCUACGGCUGUCGUCGUCGCCCUGGCGUAUCUGCUUGUCAGAUUCAAUGCGUUUAUCAUUUACAGUAGCCCUUUUGCUGUGUGGAGCAUGAUGCUUUCGGCCUGGUUCUUCGUCGCCUGGUUCUUCUCGCGAGGAGCAGACGCCAUGCGGCCAUCUGCACUCCAGCGCAUGUACGCCUUGAUCUGGCUGUUCAUCGGCUCAUUCGUCUUAUUGACUAUCAUCACGGUCUUCGUCAAUAACUACCAAGUUGUUGCCGGUUACCCGGCGCUCUUUUACUUUGCCGUUGUCUUUGCCGCCCUCAUGCUCUCAUAUCUCGAGCUCUUCUUUGCCCCGACAAAGUCUGCCUAUGCGCGCCACUUCGAACACGAUACAAGUUCACGCCGUAACUCGGAGUCUGCCAGCCGACCCCUCACAGGCAGCACCACAGCGGCACGGUCUGAUGAUCGACCCGUGGCAGACGAUGACGCGACAGAGACCACGUCACUUUUACGGGGUGACCGACGUGGAUUCACGCGGUACGGCAGCAGACGGGACUCCACUAGCGAGGGCGAUGAGGAUCACGCACAAGGAUCCCGGCGCCUCGAUCUCGGAAACGUGUACCCUGGGGAACAAGAGUGGAGCGGCAAAUUACCCAGUUGGAUCUGGAUUAUCCAGCUUCUACUUCUGGCCCCAUUGGUCAUCGUAUUGGUAGGACAGGUCGCGCUUCUUUUGACGUCAGCCCUCUACCAAACCCCUUCAGACGGCAAUUCGCCCUUGUUCAUCUACCUUGCCAUCGCAGCACUCAGUGUCUUGUUGCUCGCACCUACAGGCCCUUUCAUUCAUCGCUUCACGUACCACGUCCCCACCUUUCUCUUCCUGGUAUGUCUUGCGACGGUCAUAUACAAUCUUGUCGCAUUUCCAUUCAGCAGGGAUCAUCGCUUGAAGGUGUACUUUGUCCAGCGAGUCAACUGCGAGACUGGUGCCAACACCGUAUCCUUGACUGGACUAGACAGCUACGUGCAGCGCAUUGUGGGCGAGUUACCCAGUGCGCAGGACCAGCCGCUUAAUUGCACGACGCCGGAUGUUGCGACACGUAAAGAACUCAAGACAUGUGAGUGGGAAGGCCUGCCCGCCAAAGUCGUCCCAAACGCAGCGGGUGCAGCGCCAUUCGGCAACGAAACCAAUACUGACCGCUGGCUUGAAUACUCGAUACAUAAGGGCAAUCGCUCGAACAAAGCCACGAUACGCGUUGUUGGUCUGAAUACGCGAGCGUGUCGUAUCGUGUUCGACUCGCCGAUCACCGGGCUGGCCGUUACUGGCGCCGUUUCAGAUCCUCGCUUCAAACCCGUCGGUGCAGCGGGCUCCCGGGAAGUGCGACUCUGGCAUCGUGAAUUUGGUCAGCCCUGGAACGUCGCCCUGACUUGGGACGCCGAAGAACAUGCCAAGCUUUCUGGAAGAGUCGUGUGCUUGUGGUCGGACGCGAACACAGGCAGCAUCCCUGCGUUCGAUGAAGUACAGCACUACCUACCUGUGUGGGCGAUUCCUUCCAAAAUCAGUGACGGAUUGGUCGAGGGCUUUAAGCAAUUCGAAAUCUGA
This is a messenger RNA of Pyrenophora tritici-repentis Pt-1C-BFP, 2874 nucleotides long. RefSeq lists its product as uncharacterized. Gene Ontology annotation, molecular function: metalloexopeptidase activity. Gene Ontology annotation, biological process: proteolysis. Lineage: Eukaryota; Fungi; Ascomycota; Dothideomycetes; Pleosporales; Pleosporaceae. The record is from RefSeq and is a predicted model, not a curated record.